Molecule: messenger RNA, 1716 nt
Organism: Triticum aestivum (bread wheat)
Lineage: Eukaryota; Viridiplantae; Streptophyta; Magnoliopsida; Poales; Poaceae
Product: putative F-box/LRR-repeat protein 23
Exons: 2
Coding region: 60-533 (157 amino acids)
Molecular function (GO): protein binding
Source: RefSeq, a predicted model, not a curated record
CUUAUCGGAGCCCAUAAAACAAGUCUUGCCUCGUUAACGCUCCACACAUCGCGAUCCAGAUGCAGCCGCCAUCGCUGCAUCCGCCGGCGGCGGCGGCCACACCGCGGGGUCGAAAGGGGCGACCCAGGAGAGACCGGACGUGGCACAUCACGGUGUUCAACUACAUGCCGCUGCCGUGGGAUCAGAGGGACUGGGCGGAGCUUCCCCAGGACGCGAUCUCGUGCAUCUUCCGCAAGAUGAACCAGUUCGAGCUCCUGCUAGGCGCCGCGGCGGUGUGCCGCUCCUGGCGCCGCGCCGCGUGGCACGUUCCGCCCUCCGGCUGGCAGGCCACCCCCGGCAGCCUUGUGCGGGCCGCCCUGCGGCUCAGCGCCGGGCAGUGCGAGACCUUCGUCGCCGAGCUCCUCGACGACGACCUCUUCAUCUUCCUCUCCGAGCAGGCACCCUUACUAAAGAAUCUCUAUCUCAUCAAGUGUUAUUUCGUCUCAAAGGAAGUAUUUGCAAAGGUUAUGCACAAGUUCCCUCUCCUUGAAUAACUCGAGCUUUCGAUGUGGUUAGGUGGCACAGAAAUGCUCGAGAUCGUCGCGGAAGCCUGCCCACGCCUGAAGCACUUCAGUCUCAUAAAAAGAGAUCGUUUUUACGAACUUGAGGACAACGGCAAUGCUUUCGCGAUUGCGAAGAUGCACGGGCUACGUUCCUUGUAUCUCGACGGCAACAGACUCACCAACAAAGGGCUGACAGUGAUCCUUGAUGGCUGUCCCCACCUAGAGCACCUUAACGUUUUCGAAUGUAAGUAUCUCAGGAUGGAUGAUGACCUGCUGGAGAAGUGUUCUCGAGUUAACAUGGAUGGCCCUCGGUACUCUUUGCCAUAUCUGCCUUGCAGUUGUUGUUGGAGUCCUGACUAUCCGAAUCACGAGGAUUAUGAGGAUUACCGUGAGGAUUCUUAUUACUACAUCAGUGAUCACAUCGACGACAAUGAUCUUGCAGAACACGAGAGGCUUCUUGACGUCAAGGGCAUGCGGAGGUACUUGCCCUAGUGAGAUCUGGUUGUUUGGUUGGAGUUCCCAGAUAACCUACUCUUGCUGAUGUCGCUGAUGGAAUGUUGUUUCACUGCAUCAAUUAAUUUCAACCGCGAGUUUUCCAAUCCAUCUUUCUUCACGGAGGUUUGGUAUCCAUCUAUUCUUUUCGAAAAGGGGAAUACCCAGGCCUCUUCGUCAUGCGAUGUACACGGCCUAUUUAUUGUCCAAAUUUAUUGGAAUAUAUGAUUGUUCCCAAUAAAAGAAGUGUCGACAUGUGCUUCUUCACUUUUGCUAUAACCAGUUGUGCCAUGUGAAGGAUGCCAGCAUGAAAAUUGUACACGGAUGUUCAAGGUUGCUGGUUCUCAAGUUAAACUUCAUUUGGUAGAUGUGGCGACAAUCAGGCAUCCGUCUGUCCUUUCGCUUCCCCAUCUUACUUCCUGUACCUCCUGAUAGAAUUUUCUUUACGAUUGAAGCUUUGAUGUUCAUGGUCUGAUCCCGGGAAUUCAACAAAGGCGGAUCAAUCUCGACGCAGUCCGUCAGUCAAAUGCUUGUGCCAAGAACUCCUGCUAGAUGCUUAAAAUAAUGUGUGCAUCCAUGCAUGUCAAAAUUGUUUCCAUGUAUACUUUUGUCACAUGAUGACGUUGAAUGCCAUGAAUUUAUAUAUUGCGGAAAUUACCACCAAGAUCUCUUUUAUUGAUGA